AUGCCACCCCGGAUACAGAGCCGGCGCGUGUCCAACGCACUCCUUCCUUAUCUCACUUCCUCCUCCCAAUCCUCCUCCUCUCUAUCCUCUCCCCCUUCUUCAUGUCCCUCAUCACAACUUCUCUCGCGUCAAUUCUCCGCGACAGCAGCUCCCCAGACCAAGCUCCGCCGGCAAAUGUUCGAGUGGUUGAAUGGUCCAGGAGCUGCCCUCAAACACCACGUCCCGGGCGAAACCAAUUAUUUGAAAAGUGCCCGGGAUGGGGAUGCUGAGUCAAGUCGGCCAUUCCCAAACAACCGGAAUUUUCUUAGCGAGAGUAUCCUCAGCGAGGAUCUCCGAAAUGAGAUUUAUGUGCAGGUCGUGGAGAAGAAAAAGAGUCUGCGCGCUGUCAGUGUUGAGCUUGGUAUCGAUAUGAAGCGCAUUGCGGCUGUUGUGAGAUUGGUAGAGAUGGAGCGGCGGCAACGAGCACAGGGCAAACCUUUGGCGUUACCAUACGCCCGCGCAAUUCACGAGAUGGUUCCGACCACUCCGCUGGCCCAGGAUGGCGAGCGUCCAACUUAUCACGAACCCAUUAACACUCUCUCCGCCCACCCCUCCACCGGCGCCCAGAUCUUUUACCCUGUGCCCGAAUCCCGAUCCUUCACCCGUGUUGAUGCUGGGCGCGUCUUCUCUGGCGCCCCGGCCCUGGAGAAAGCUGUAGCUGACAAGAUCUCUCACCCGUCAGACCUUGUCGACGAGCUUAUUCAGAACCCUAACUCAAUCGAGUGGGUUGGCAAGGGCGAGAACGCGCGCCAGGUCCUCCAGCCUGCCGAUGUUCGUAUUCCACACCCGCAGCUUGUCAAGCUAGAACUUGACCGCAUGGCCAACCCCGAUGAGCGUCGCCAAGUAGCGGCCCGCCACGCGGAGCGCCUUGACAAGCAAGAGAAGGUCGAGCAGAAGCGCCGUGAGCUUUCUAAGGCUCGCCGCGAGAAGAGUCUUCAGCACGUCGAGCCCGAAGGUGGCCGCUUUGACUACCGCAUCCAGGACGUGAAGUUCACCAAGGAGACUACGGGUGCGGAUGGCCGCGCCCCUUGGGCUCCCGGCCGGCGGUACGGUGUGCCAUUCAAUGACCGCAAGCGCGGCACUGUCAAGAUCCCCACUCGUGUGGAGGCUUGA
Penicillium macrosclerotiorum is the source of this 1152-nucleotide messenger RNA. RefSeq names its product mitochondrial 37S ribosomal protein mS45. Gene Ontology annotation, biological process: mitochondrial translation. NCBI's taxonomy places the organism in Eukaryota, Fungi, Ascomycota, Eurotiomycetes, Eurotiales, Aspergillaceae. Gene Ontology annotation, cellular component: mitochondrial small ribosomal subunit. The coding region runs from base 1 to 1152 and encodes 383 amino acids. The record is from RefSeq and is a predicted model, not a curated record. The transcript is spliced from 2 exons. Gene Ontology annotation, molecular function: structural constituent of ribosome.